AUGGUUAGGUUAACGCGAGGUCGAAUAAAAAUUUGGCGUUCACUGAAUUCCGAAGAUUUGGAAAAGGAACUUAAUGAAAUCUACUGCGAAAUUUCGAAAAAAUUCACUUUCGCUGACAUUGAUUUAGACACAAAAAGAGAAUACAGAGAUUUUUUAUGUGACAAAUUCCAAAAAGCAUCGAUCCCACUGAAAAGAGCUUUAUUGGCUUGCGUCAGAAUUUUAUUCCGCGAUAAAUAUAGUGUUGAAGAAAUGGUCAACGAUGAAUUGUCUACGAUUAUAAUACAAGCAGCUUCCCUUACUGAAAAGUGUAACGUUUUUGAUGACUUCGGAGUUUUAAUGGAGGCAGAAAUGUGUCUUAUCAAUGGUCUGUUUAAUGCUAUCUCUCUUCGACAGACUUUCACGGAACGUUGCUGUGAUUCAUUACUGAACCGUAUUGAAUUAUUAAAUGCUGUGGAUGAGGUAACUACAUGCGAUGAUUCAUAUUCUGCCCCUAAUGUUUUUUUUCUAACCAUCGAACAGAUAAAUCAGCUUGCAUUUUAUGAUCUCCGUAUUUCAUUCGUUUUGACUGCUUAUUCUAUGCAAUUGCAGUCUCGCUGGUUAUCAAAUGGUUUUGAUAAAUUUCUUGGAGUUGUCGAAAAAUGUUUGAAUUACCCAGAACAACUGAUGAAAAUAAUAUCUAGAAGCGGCGACUCCACUUUGAAAUCCUUUGUCAGUCGAGCCAACGAAGCUUUAAAAACAAUUUUUAAUCUCUUGAGUCAUGCGGAUAAGGAAUCGGUAAACACAUCGUUGUGCAUACGCUGCAUUACAUUAUGCGCGAAGAUUAUUAUUCUGGAAAAUGUCGAACCUUCACUGGAGCAAGCGGCUGUAAAUAUCUUAGUAACAGUUCCAUAUCCAUUAAAUCUACUUCUAACAAAGUCAUCAAAUGAUUCGGCUGAUUUGACUGAUUUCGAAGGAUAUAAUAUGCAUUUUCCCGAUGUUCUAAUAAAAGCUUUAAACCAUCGAAUGGAUGAUGAAAAUUUUGAAUUUCUCAGCUCCUAUUUUACGGUUCUAAUCAAUUUAUGCAACCAGUCUAAAGAAGUCAGACGAUAUUGCAGAUUACAGAUAAUGCCACCAUUACGCGCAACACAUGUGCGAAGAAGACCUGAUGUCGGUGGCGAUAUGCGUAAUAAACUCAUUCGUAUUAUGAUGGGAAUGUCCAAUUGUCGGCAACUGGCUGCUGAACUGCUUUUUAUUUUAUGCAAAAAGAAUGUCGGUCGAUUUAUGAAAUAUUGCGGGCUUGGAAAUGCAGCCGGUCUCUUGGCCAACUAUGGUUUACUGGGUUUAAUCAACCAGCCAAGAAGCAGUUCAGACAGCGAAGAAUCUGAGACGGAAGAUUAUAAGGAAGUUGAACAUAUGGUGAAUCCAAUAACUGGAUACAUCGAAGAACAACAUGAAAAUCCAGUAAGUAUGUCAGAAGAACAGAAAGAAUAUGAAACUAUGAAAUUAGUGAAUACUAUGAGUAAACUAAUGGACCAAGGUGUGAUUUCUCCUUGUACAAUUGGGGAUGACGGACGAAUACGACCUGUUGAGCAUAUACUCGAAUUAACGAAAAAAAAUGUCGAAAUAAAUGAAGAUGACGAUGAAUAA
Molecule: messenger RNA, 1626 nt
Organism: Dracunculus medinensis (Guinea worm)
Lineage: Eukaryota; Metazoa; Nematoda; Chromadorea; Rhabditida; Dracunculidae
Source: the annotation of a GenBank genome assembly